GCGUUGGACACAAUUUCUUUUCCUGUUUUUAAUUACGUAUUAGAAUCGUUAGCAACAUACUUUACCGUACCCUCUAGCUGUGUUAAACUGCAUUAGGCAGUAAGGUCACAGAUAUUAGAGGGAAUGCCUCUCUCUGAUCGGUCGAGCUCCGACGGGGACAGGGGCUCCCGCAGUCCUCGGGCCCGGAGACCCCGGACACGAUCCCGAAGCCGAAAUCGCAGCAGAGACCACAGCUUGUCUCCGGACAGCUUCGGGCCCAAACUCCCGAAACCCCGCAACAAAGAGAGGGAGCAAGAGGAGCGGGAGCGUCGAUUUAAAGAGGCGAGAAAUAUCAGAAGAAUCCGCAUCGGGAGUCCCGGUCUGAGCCGGUCCAGAUCCAGAUCCAGGUCCAGAGAACGUCACAACAACGGCAGCAACCACAGCCACUGGUCCGAGCAGCGGGACGGAAAACAUGGAGGAUUCAAAGAUGACUAUUAUUACCAGCAGCAGAGGGACGAUGUUCAGAGGCAGAGACAGGAGGCUUUUAUUGCCAGGCGUCUGCAGGAACGGGAGCGGAUUGGUGAGCUUGGUUGUCCUGAAGUCUGGGGAUAUUCUCCAAGAGUGAAAGAACCAGACUCUGAUGAAUUUACACCAGUUGAAGAAGACGAGAAAAACAGCAGCUCAGAUUUGAGCUCAGAAGAGGAAAAGAAGAAGAAAAAGAAGAAGAAAAAGAAGUCAAAGAAAAAUAAAACCAAAAAACACCCAGAGGACCGCGAGUUGGAGUCCGAUUCAGAGGAAGAAGUAAAGAAGAAGAAAAAGAAGAAGAAGAGUAAGAAGUCUAAGAAGUCCAAGAAGAAGAAGUCCAAGAAGAACCAGAAAGAGUCCAGUGACUCAAGCAGCGAGGAGUCAGAAGAAGAGGAAGAAGAGACCGGCGGACUGAUGUGGGUGGAGAAAACUGGAACCGAUGAAAACAUUGUUGGUCCAGAGGCUCCGCUCACUCACAUGUCGCAGGAUGACAAACCGCUGGAUUUUGGUCAUGCGCUGUUGCCGGGUGAAGGUGCUGCUAUGGCAGAGUACGUGAAAGCGGGCAAACGAAUCCCAAGAAGAGGAGAAAUCGGCCUCACCAGCGAUGAGAUCGCAAACUUUGAGAAGUCCGGUUACGUCAUGAGCGGCAGCAGACAUCGGCGUAUGGAGGCUGUGCGUCUGAGAAAGGAAAACCAGAUCUACAGCGCAGAUGAAAAGAGAGCUCUGGCCUCCUUCAACCAGGAGGAGAGGAGGAAGAGGGAGAGCAAGAUCCUGUCGAGUUUCAGAGAGAUGGUGUAUAGAAAAACCAAAGGCAAGGAGGAGAAAUGACUGCUCUAUUGUUCCCUGCUGCUGGAAGGACCUGCUUUGUCUGGUGGCUUAAAGUGUUGACUCUUAUUUCUCAGUCUCAUUGAAGUGAGGGACAAUUUUAAGCAUAAAAGAAAAAAAGAAAUAUGGAAGUUCUUUUAUUUUUUGGGUUAUUCAAAAUCCACAUUAAUAUAAAAAAAAUAAAAGACCUGUUUCUCUUUACAACUGUUUUCAGUGACAUUAUGCUAAGGAAAUGUCAAAAAUUCCU
This is a messenger RNA of Cyprinodon variegatus (sheepshead minnow), 1576 nucleotides long. It is a transcript of the gene nkap, whose product is annotated as NFKB activating protein. Lineage: Eukaryota; Metazoa; Chordata; Actinopteri; Cyprinodontiformes; Cyprinodontidae. Gene Ontology annotation, biological process: regulation of gene expression. The coding region runs from base 124 to 1332 and encodes 402 amino acids. The transcript has 8 exons. Gene Ontology annotation, molecular function: chromatin binding. The record is from RefSeq and is a predicted model, not a curated record. Gene Ontology annotation, cellular component: nucleus.